GCUCAUUGGUCGCGAAGGAGGAAGAUGCGAUGGCCAUGGAGACUGGACUGGGGACUUUUCAAAGCAUCCCACUGAUGUGAUUAUUAUUGUGAAGUGAUAUCGAGGCGUUGACUCUUCACGGUAUGUAGAGUGGGGCCCUCUGGAUUUUUACCUACUGGACUCUGGUCGGCUUCCCGUCUCCGCGCCUGGUACUGUUUGUUUUGGCGGACCGUUUGAUGACAUGUCGGGCCUGUGGCGCGGCUUUGUAGGUGAAGUCACUCCCUAGAAAUGUAGCUUGGGGUUACAACACUGCUAGACCUAUCACUGAAGGUAUUGCUGUGUGGACGAUGCACGAGCGAUGUCUGAUGUGGAGGCCACGUACGCAGACUUCAUCGCCUCUGGCAGAACAGGACGAAGGAACGCCAUGCACGACAUCCUGCAGAGUCCCACCGACCCCGAGGGACGUGAACUGCCCCUCACCUUGUCUCUGUCCCAGCUGCACAUCAACGCAGGAGGGGGAGAUGGAGACGACACCGAGGACAGCCAGAGCUCCUCUUCCUCCUCAGCCCACAGGGAUGCUGAGCAGAGGAACAGCUAACCUGCCACACACUCCUGCCAGUGGACACAGAGCCGCAAGACAGAUUCCAGAUGCCGUCGUGAUGAGGUUGUUGGUCCAAAGUGGGCUGGUAGCCGGAGGGUAGCGCCACCACUGUUGUGGUGCCUAUAAGCAGGGCACUGACCCACCCAAAAUCCACUGAAUAGGCGCUGUGCUGCGAUGUGAUCACCCAGUGCUCUCAUGUCCCUGUGGCUCUACUGUGCACUAGAAUAACAGACUGUUGGCAGGGGUGUUUUUCAGAGUUUGGGUAAGCAUAGAGACACAUUUGUAGCUCUUGUACAGCUGAUUUAACUUUCAGUCGUACUUACUAAACACACAGGCUGGACUAUUGGAAUGAAAAGAGAAAAUAGACAGAGAUCAUAUGUGAGUUUUGUAGUUGUGCAGGUAAUCUGUAAGACACUGAGAUGUGCUGAUGUAAUGGACCACAGUGGGAGUGGCAUGUUUGUAGUGAUGCUGAUAGAGAUUAUAUUGCCAGUUAAUGGCUUGUGCUUCCUUUGAAUUGACAAUACUGUAGAGGGAAUUGGACCACUCAGCUGUCGUAGAGCUGGAGAACAACAUGAACAAAAACACUGGGGCUCAGUUACUUUAUCUGUUGAAAGGUGUGUUCACUGAUUCUGUUGUGUUCGGUGGGCAAAAUUCAGUCAUGUGCUAGGUGUGAAAUUGCAGAAGGUAGGAGAGCGUUGAGAUGAUGGUGUGACACCAACAUUAGUAAAUCAUACAUUUACACUGAAUAUGGAUGACAUGUUUCAACGGCUCAGUGGUUAACAGAAGAAGAAGCAAU
Molecule: messenger RNA, 1376 nt
Organism: Acanthopagrus latus (yellowfin seabream)
Lineage: Eukaryota; Metazoa; Chordata; Actinopteri; Spariformes; Sparidae
Product: cAMP-dependent protein kinase inhibitor alpha-like
Exons: 3
Coding region: 338-577 (79 amino acids)
Biological process (GO): negative regulation of cAMP-dependent protein kinase activity
Cellular component (GO): nucleus; cytoplasm
Molecular function (GO): cAMP-dependent protein kinase inhibitor activity
Source: RefSeq, a predicted model, not a curated record